AUGGGCGGUUUUCACGGAGCUGAUGAGCGGAAAUGGAUCGAACGCGAGAUCAACUCCGUCAACGACAAUCCGUUAAUCGACGUCUCAAGAAACAAAGCGAUCCACAGCGGAAACUUCCAGGGAACACGGAUCGGAGUCUCGAUGGACAACACUCGUCUAGCAAUCGAGUCCAUCGGAAAACUCAUGUUCGCUCAAUUCUCCGAGCUAGUGAACGGUUUCUACCACAACGGCCUACCGUCAAACCUAACGGCGUAUCUGAGUUUGGAUUACGGAUUCAAAGAAGCAGAGAUCGCGAUGGCUAUUCCGGUGACGAGCCAUGUUUAA
Microthlaspi erraticum is the source of this 324-nucleotide messenger RNA. The record is from the annotation of a GenBank genome assembly. NCBI's taxonomy places the organism in Eukaryota, Viridiplantae, Streptophyta, Magnoliopsida, Brassicales, Brassicaceae.